Molecule: messenger RNA, 1095 nt
Organism: Adineta ricciae
Lineage: Eukaryota; Metazoa; Rotifera; Eurotatoria; Adinetida; Adinetidae
Source: the annotation of a GenBank genome assembly
AUGCUCUUACAGAUUCGAUAUCCUUUGCUUCAAUCCAUACGAAGAUUGUCUUCGAACAAAAAUCAAGCUAUUCAUAGGAUUAUCUAUUCGUCUUCGACAAAUAUCUGGUUCAACUUAGCAACUGAAGAAUGGCUGUCGAAAACGAUCAAACCGAAUGAACACAUUCUAUUUCUCUGGCAAAAUGAUAAAUGCGUUAUCAUUGGACGAAAUCAAAAUCCUUGGAAAGAAUGCUUUUUGGAACGAAUGGAAAGUGAUGGAGUGCUGCUUGCACGACGAAGAUCUGGUGGUGGUGCUGUGUACCAAGAUCUUGGCAAUACGUGCUUUACUUUCCUUAUUUCUCAAGCAAAUCACAAACUUGAUAAAAAUUUGAAUUCAAAAAUUUUGCUCGAUGCUCUGCGUUCUGAGUUCAAUAUCGAAGCACGUGCAGAGGGACGGAAUGAUCUUGUGUAUGGUCCACAAAAACGAAAAUUCUCCGGUUCAGCCUAUCAAAAUACACAACAAUUUGCUCUGCAUCAUGGUACAUUAAUAACCAAUGUUGAUACCAUGGCCAUGAAGAAAUAUUUGAAUCCUAAUAAAGAAAAACUCAUAUCUAAAGGUGUUGAUUCUGUCCAAGCACGUGUUAUUAACUUAUGCGAAGUCAAUUCAUCGAUUAAUCAUAAAGAUCUCUGUUCAGCGAUUGAGAAAUCUUAUCGGCAAACUUAUUCAAACGACUCCAUACCACCAGCAAAAGCUCUAUCAAGAGAAGUACUUGAUUCGAUUCCGGAACUGCAUGCUGCCUAUAAACUAUACAGUGAUCCUCAGUGGCGGUUUGGACAAACAUUUUCGUUCACUCAUGAAUACGAACGACGCUUUCCAUGGGGCACGAUAUCGAUUGGAAUUGUUUCCGAACGUGAUGGAAUUAUUCAUACAUGCGAAAUCUAUUCGGAUUCGUUGUAUGUUAAUAUGAUCAAUCGCUUGAAAGAAAACUUUAUUGGACAGAUUUAUACUGGUGAAAGUAUUCGGCAAGUGUGCCAACGAACACGAGAUCAAGUAGAAACUGAACAAGAAAAAUCGAUGAUUGAUGAUGUUCAAGCAUGGGUGUUGACUCAGAUUUAA